AUGGCGAUACCCAGCUUCCCCCGCCAGCCUCCCGCCUCCCCGCCAGCAUCCCUCCUCUUGUCCGCCUCCGCCCAACGCCGAGCUCGAGCCGCCAAUGCGGUCGUACUCGGCGUCGUCUCGUCGCCUCGCUCCCUCCUUCCCACAGCACCGAGCGCGACCGCGUUGGCGGCUCGCGCUCGGUGUCGCCUCCCUUCUCGCCCUCGCACACCGCCCAGUCCCGAGCGUGAGCCGCCAACGCGGUCCCGCUCUUCGCCCAACGCCCUCGCCCCCGCACUUCGCUCAGCCCCGAGCGCGAGCCGCCAAUGUGGUCGCGUUCGGCGUCGCCUCCCUUCUCGCCCCCGCACACCGCCCAGCUUCGAGCGUGAGCCGCCAACGCGGUCGCGCUCGGCGUCGCCUCUCACCCUCGCGGCCCCCUUCGCCCGACGCCGAGCGCGAGCCGCCAACGCGGUCGCGUUCGGCGUCGCCUCCCAACCUCUGGCCCCCCCUUCGUCCAACGCCGAGCGAGAGCCGCCAAAUGCGGCUCCUUGCUCGGUACGCAUCGGGUUCGGGAAGGCCGACAGCGCGCCGUUUGCUCCCGGCAAGGGCAACAACGUCAGUAGCCCGAUCCCGACGACACCGGGCGCGUUGACGAAGUCCCCCGGCACGCCGUCGGGCGUGAGCGGCAUGGACGUUCAGCUGCAGUCGACCCCGACCCGGGCUCUGUGGAUUGGCGUCGACGACCACUCCGGCUGGCUUGGCAACACAGUGGUUCAGACGCUCUUCGAGAAGUGCUUCCCUACCCCUCGAAUGUCUGUAGUGCUUACAUAAUCAAUACUUUCACUACUUGAUACGCUUUUGUAAC
This is a messenger RNA of Punctularia strigosozonata HHB-11173 SS5, 841 nucleotides long. RefSeq lists its product as uncharacterized. NCBI's taxonomy places the organism in Eukaryota, Fungi, Basidiomycota, Agaricomycetes, Corticiales, Punctulariaceae. The transcript has 3 exons. The record is from RefSeq and is a predicted model, not a curated record. The coding region runs from base 1 to 807 and encodes 268 amino acids.